UCAGACUGUCAGUUCGGCUUCGGCUGCCGGCAGUUGUGCGUCGGUGGUCUUAUUUAUACACUUGUCUUGUUAUUGUUGUUGUUUUUUUUACUUGUUCAUAUCAGUAUCUGUUAUACUCCAAAACACGCGUGGUCAUAAAAGCUCAGUGACAGUCUUGACAGGACACUUUACUCAAUAAAGCUUCAUCAAUUCUCAAAUACAAAAACAAUUUAAUAAUUAUUCAUCAUAUUAAUAACAUUUAAUUAUUUUUUUGUUUUUUAAAUUUUUAAACAUUUGUGCGUGUUGUUUAUAUUGUUUUUUAUUUUUUAUAUUGUUUUUUUUCUACUAUCAUACUGGUGAAGAUUCACUCUCUGUAUGCCCGACUGACAAGGUCUCUCUCUCCCGUUUGUUCGGUCGAUAAAACCUCAAGUGAAUAAUAUAAAAAAAAAAAAUUAUAAAAAAUUGUAUCAAAUAUUGUUGUAGUAUAAAAAAUUCAAAAAAUAAUUUGAAAAUUAAAAUUGUAAAUUCAUUUUAUAGUAUUAUAAUUUAGAUAUUAUUAAUUAAAAAAAAAACUUACGUGAUUUAUUGUUUUAUAUUGUGUGUGUGUGGGUGUUUGUGUAGUGUUUGUUUUUUUUUAAUUUUAAUAAUUAAUUAACAUAAUAUUAAAAUGCGGCGAAAUGUUAAAAUAGUGCUGGUACUUUCAUGCGCCUGGAUGUUUGUCUUUGUUUACUAUUAUCAUACUUCGCGAGAUAGCAAGAAUGAAAAUCGAGCAUUGAGACUGAAGGAACAUUUUCCAUUGUCAUUAUCUGCUGGUGGAUCUGGAUAUGCUGAACAAGAUGGAACGGGAUUUGCCAUGUCUUCUGAACUUGUAUCAGUACCAACACCGGAUCUCCAAGUAACAUGGAAUUAUUUUGAUGAACAGGGAUAUGUAUCUCGAGGUGGUCUGAGAGUAGGAGAGGAUCCUUAUGCACGAAAUAAAUUUAACCAAGAAGCGUCAGAUGGUCUACCAAGUAAUCGUGAUAUUCCCGACACUCGUAGUGCCAUGUGCCAUAUGAAACAAUGGAAAAAAAAUCUUCCAUCAACUUCUGUUAUCAUCACAUUUCACAAUGAAGCUAGAUCAACACUUUUACGUACUGUUGUCAGUGUCUUGAAUCGCAGCCCUGAGCAUCUUAUUCAAGAAAUAAUUUUAGUUGAUGAUUUUAGCGAUCAUCCUGAAGAUGGUGAAGAAUUAUCAAAAAUUCAUAAAGUUAAAGUUAUAAGAAAUGAAAAACGUGAAGGUUUAAUGAGAUCACGUGUUCGUGGUGCAGAUGCAUCAACAGCAAGUGUUUUAACAUUUUUAGAUUCUCAUUGUGAAUGUAAUGUCAAUUGGCUUGAGCCACUACUUGAACGUGUUGCUGAAGAUCCAAGAAGAGUUGUUUGUCCAGUAAUUGAUGUUAUCAGUAUGGAUACAUUUCAAUAUAUAGGUGCAUCAGCUGAUCUUAGAGGUGGUUUUGAUUGGAGUCUUGUUUUCAAGUGGGAAUAUUUGAGUCAAUUAGAACGACAAUCAAGACAAAAAGAUCCAACUCAAGCAAUAAGAACACCAAUGAUUGCUGGUGGAUUAUUUGUCAUUGAUAAAUCUUAUUUUGAAAAACUUGGAAAAUAUGAUACACAAAUGGAUGUUUGGGGUGGUGAAAAUUUAGAAAUAUCAUUUCGAGUCUGGCAAUGUGGUGGAAGUUUAGAAAUAAUUCCAUGUUCUCGAGUGGGUCACGUAUUUCGUAAGCGUCAUCCAUACUCAUUUCCCGGGGGAAGUGGUAAUGUAUUCGCAAGAAAUACAAGAAGGGCAGCUGAAGUUUGGAUGGAUGACUACAAGCAUUUUUAUUACAAUGCAGUACCACUUGCUAGAAACAUACCUUACGGAAAUAUUCAAGAUCGAUUGGAUUUAAAAAGAAAAUUAAGCUGUAAACCAUUUAGUUGGUAUUUAAAAAAUGUUUAUCCAGAAUUAGUUAUACCAACAAGUGAAGGUGGACCUGGAGGAGCAUUAAAACAGGGCAAUGCAUGUCUUGAUAGUAUGGGACAUUUACUUGAUGGUAAUGUUGGACUUUAUCCAUGUCAUAAUACAGGUGGUAAUCAGGAAUGGAGUUUAACAAAAGAUGGACUUAUUAAACAUCAUGAUCUAUGUUUAACAUUACCAAUGUAUGCUAAAGGAACAACAUUACUAAUGCAAAUAUGUGAUGGUAGUGAAAAUCAAAAAUGGCGAUAUUUAGAGGGUGGUUUAAUACGUCAUUCACGAAUACCAGUUUGCAUGGAUUCAAGAUUACAUGCUCAACGUGGAAUUACUGCUGAAAAAUGUGACUCAAGUGCUGAUUCACAAAAAUGGCAUCUUUAUAAUCACAGUCGUUGAGAUUAAAUAUUCAUAUUUUCAUUUAUUUUCAAUCAAAUUUAUCUUUAAAUAAUAAUAAUAAUAAUAAUAAUAUGUAUGAAUGAAAAUAUUAAUUUUAAUCGUUGAACGAUUAUGAAUAAUUGUUGAAUAAAAUAAAAUUAAAUAACAAUGAGUAUGCGUGUGAUUAAAUGUCAGUCAAUAUUUAACUCAAUAUUGAUUAAACAGUGAACUUGAGCUGAAUUAUAAUAAAAUUAUAUUAAAGAUAAUUAAUGUAAAAUUGAUUGACAUUUUAAUGAAAUAUUUAUAUAUAUUUUUAUUAUUUUUCGUUGAUGCAUUGUGUGUGCUUAUUGCUGCUAUUGAAAAUUAUAUAAUUAUUUUUCUUUUUAUUAUUUAAAUUUUAUAAUUCAUUAAAAUAUUUUAUAUUAUAUUCUUCAAAUCUUGUUCAACAAAAAAGUUCAAGAUUCAAAAACUUUAAAUAAAUUUAAAUAAUGUACUUAUUAAUUGAUUGAAAAAUAAUAAUAAUUUUAAUCAAUAUAUCUUUUAGACGUUUAUAAACGUCUGCUAGUCCAACUUAUUGAUGCUUGUAAAUAUUGUCAUGAUUUGCGUAUAAAAUAUUCGAUAAAAAAUUUAUAUCAACUUCCAAUAAUUAUCUUCCUAAAGUAUUUCAUUAAUUUCAUCCAUGUUCAAGUAAGUCUUCGAUAUAAAAAUAUAAAAAAAAUAUAAAAAAAAAAAAACGAUUUUUAAAUAUAAAAAAAUAUUAUCAUGAUGAUAGAAAAGAAAAUUAUUUUUAUAAAUUAUGAAUUUAAUUUAAAGUCAAUUUCAAACUUCCAGCAAUGCUUAUGAUUUUAUUCUUUUUAAAUAAAUAUUCAAUAUUAAUGUGUUAAUUAAUUUGAUAUAUUAUCAAGUUUAAUAAGAAUUGCGACAAUCCUAUUUUUUAUUUUUUAAAGACAAUUUUUUAUAAGCCUUUCAAAAAUAAUAAUUAUUAUUAUUACAUAAUCAAAAACAACAUUUUUUAAUAGUUCAUAAUAAUUUUCUGUAAUUUUUAAUUUUAAUAAAAUGAUUGGAAUGUUUUUUUAACAAAAAAUAAAAAAGAAAGAUGUGAUGAGAAUAUACAUCAGUCAUAAACGUCGACUUUUGUAUUAUAAAAAUUAACUUGGCAGCUUUGAAUGGAUUUAUUAUUACAAAAAUUAAUUUUUAAAAUGAUAAUAAAUAAUAUUAAGAACAACGAUACGUAAUAAUUGAUAUUGUUUUUAAAUUAAUUUUGUGAUUAUUAGUUUUUCAUUUGAUAUUAUGAUAAAAUUUAUAAAAAGCAUUUAUUUAAAAACAACCGAGAAUUGUUAUUUUUAAUUUUGUAAAUAUUUUAGCAAUUUAAAUAUUAUUAAGAUGCAUAGUUAAAUAAAAAUAUUAUAUACAUAUAUUAAGAUGAUAAUUUUAUCGACGUAAAAUAUACUGAAUUACAUGAAUCAACAUCAAAAUAAAAACAAUCUGGCAAUAUUAAAAUAAAUUUAUAAUUUACAAAUGAAAAAUAAUUGAAAUAAUUUUUUUACUACUAAAUUUUAUGUAAAAAUAAAUAAAUUCAAGUUGACAUUGUGAUCGUUUCAAUAAUUAUUUAAAUUCUUAAGAAAAAAAAAAAAAAAAAAGAAA
Molecule: messenger RNA, 3982 nt
Organism: Aphidius gifuensis
Lineage: Eukaryota; Metazoa; Arthropoda; Insecta; Hymenoptera; Braconidae
Gene: Pgant2
Product: polypeptide N-acetylgalactosaminyltransferase 2
Exons: 10
Coding region: 647-2359 (570 amino acids)
Cellular component (GO): Golgi apparatus
Source: RefSeq, a predicted model, not a curated record